Molecule: messenger RNA, 3667 nt
Organism: Cyprinus carpio (common carp)
Lineage: Eukaryota; Metazoa; Chordata; Actinopteri; Cypriniformes; Cyprinidae
Product: AP-5 complex subunit mu-1-like
Biological process (GO): endosomal transport
Cellular component (GO): lysosome; AP-type membrane coat adaptor complex; late endosome
Source: RefSeq, a predicted model, not a curated record
AAAGAAAAAUCUAUAAUUGUUUAAUAAAAGUGUUUUUAGCUACUGCUACAAAUAUACCCUUGCUACUAACUGGUUUUGUGGUCCAGAGUCAUAUUUAGUAGUUGUACCUAUUACAGCAUGCAAACAAAUUUUAGUUAGAGUAGGACGCUAUUAUGAAUUCAGCCAUAGCUGCAUAAUGCGUACUGUUUAUAAAGUACAAUGUAUAUCAGUUUACUAGUAUGUAAGUACUCCACUCCGAACAUAGCUGAUAAAACAGCUUGCAGUAUGCAGCAAUAAACAUUGCGGUUGUAUUUUACUCUGUUGUCAUAUUAUGACCCUGGUCCUGUCCUAAUACCCACACUCCGGUCUUUGCAAUUAUCUACUUACGUGACAUAUUUCCAGUGUUUGGCCCAAGUGUUUAGGUGUGCAUAAAGACCACAAGUGUGUUUAAAACUUUUAAUGACAUGAUAGGAAACACUUACACACUUAAGGAUGAUAAAUAUAAAGUUGUAAUUAUUGUUCAAAUUCUUUGAGAAUAGGGAAAUCCACACCAUAUCUAUAACAAUGACCACUGAUACAAAUUAUAUCAUUAGAAUAGUUUUCAGAACAGUUUUUUCCCCAUCUGAUCAAUGCUAAAAAACACUGACAGCUAGAAUCCACCCGACUUUACAGACUGCAAGCAUUUAAAGCAGCAGAUGACGUAACUGUGUGGCACAUGCUUAUUAUAAACGCAAUAUUAUUGUGCAUUGUUUUGUUUGCAAAUAUAUUUAUCGUUAUAGUUAUCAUUAUAGUUAUUGUUCAGUAUUGGCAUACAAAUGACCCUUCAGCAGUAAUUUUUGCACUGAUAUAAUAUUGGUUAAAGUGGUAUUAGUUAUGGAAUUAUUUGUGAGCUUGGCAUUUUUCCUGAGACAGUUUUGCACGCUACUUCCUGUCGCAUGCACACACACGGCCAAGACCGGCCCAAACCUUACGUAGAAGUACGGGACGACUACGCCCGUCAGCACCGCUCACCUGCUGUGGAGCUCCGUCUGGACGGCCCGGGUGGGAGAACCCUCUGGCCCUUGCUCACGGUCACUCAGGGUGCGUUAAUCCUAGCCUGCCUUCCUCUAGUGGAAGCACCUCCCGAGCCUCGGCCACCUCUCCCCAGCCUGGCCUCAGUCUCUCAGGGCUUAGCUCUUUUGUCAGGCCUGCAGGAUUUCCUUUGUGGCCCUGGAGGUAAACCAGAGCCUGAUGUGCUGGCCUCCCGUUUGGCUGCUCUUCCCUCGGUGCUCCUGCAGGUUUGCCCUUUGGGGAGGCCACUAGACACCCCUCCUCCUGCUGGAUCGGUGCCUGCUGCUGUGGCUCCAAGCCCAGGGGGGGCUCAAAAGCAGCCAGCCUGGAAGGCAGGGGUCCAUCGAGGCAGGGCGGUGGUAAGCGUGGCCCUUACCGAGAAGGUGAGGUCCAUGCAGUACGGCAAGAGCAGUCAACAAGAUAUCUGGGAUGUGUACGGCAUGGUCAUGUGCAAAUGUGAGGUUGAAGGUGUUCUGCCCAAUGUGACCGUCACCCUCACACUCCCACCCAAUGGUUCGCCCCUGCAGGACAUUCUUGUCCAUCCCUGUGUGACGUCUCUGGAUGCAAGUAUUCUUACCGCCUGCAGUGUGGACGAGAACGACUGUUCCGCCUUUUCAGGGCCAUACAAGUUCCCCUUUUCACCACCUCUGGAGCUUUUCAGACUCUGUAGCUACACCUCACAGGUACCUAUGCCACCAAUUCUUGGCUCCUACCAGCUGAAGGCAGAGGAGAAUCAUCUGAAGGCUAAUGUUGUCUUGAAGCUCCAUGAAAGCGUCAAAAACAGCUUUGAGUACUGUGAGGCACACAUUCCAUUUUUCAACCAGAAUCUAAUGGGAAGUGUGGAGGUCAAAGUGAGCUCAGGACAGCUUGAGGUGUCUAAAGAGAAGAGCCUACUGGUUUGGGUCCUUGGUCAGAAGUUUCCAAAGUCCCAUGAAGCAGCACUGGAGGGGACUGUUCAUUUUUCAGGAACUGUUGCUGGACCAACAGACCCUCUGUGCACAGGACUCACUGCAUAUAUAAAACUUUAUUUCCGUGUGGCAGAUUUUACUCUGUCUGGUUGCUGUGUGGACCAACACUCAGUGCAGGUUUACUCAUCUGCCAAGCCGCGCAUUGUCACAACACGAGAGCUGGUCUCCUCAGAAUAUUACAUUUGGAACUCCACAGGUGACGCCCCGGUGUCCUCUGGUGCUGUGACGGCAUCUCAUUAAUGCACAUCGGCCUUAAUAAAUCAUUGUAGAUAUUAAACAAGGAUCAGGCACAUAUGGAAAUGCUGCUGUCACACAGUGUUAACUUACAUUUACAGUCUGCCUUUCACAUAUCAGUGUGUUUUUUCUGUCAAAAUAUGAAAUCCUCAGUGUCUCAGAAUGUGUCCCAGAAUUCCUUUAUUUAGAUGAAAAUGGACUGAUAUAUAAUGAAUGACUGGUCGGAGAACCUGAUAAACAUUUAAUAUAUAAUAUAAUUAUUAUUUUCUAGUCAUAAAUAUAUUUAGCAAUUAACUAGCUUUUAUACAACAUAAUAAGAAAAGUUUUUAUUCAAAUGUUCUUUCAUUUUCACUAAUAAGAAGUAAUGAAGAAUUAAAAUUCAAUUAACAGUUCUUUCAGUUUGCUUCAGAAUGGGCCCCGAGUGUUUACUGGUGUUCAGACUUUGGUUUUCCCUAUUAGCUGUUCAGCUGGUUUAUAUAGAGGCCCCUUGAGCUCACUCACAAGAGGACUUUGGCCCUGUGCUUGUUUGGUGAGGCUGAAAAGAGUGUAUUUUGAUGGGAGAGAAGGCAGUUGUUGAGGAGAAAUACCAGACUGGUAUCCAAAGAGGUUCUUAAUUAGUUUCCAAAGUGACCCAUAGAGGUCCCACUUAAGCUUGUCUCGGUCUCUCUUCUGCCCAACAAAAACAGUUAAUGGAGACUUAAAAAUACCAGUCAUCCAACUUGCAACUAAAGGACCCUUUAAUUCUGGUCUUUUAUUGUUUCAAUAGGAAAUAAAUUAUGCAGCCCAUGAUGUUAUAGAAUGUAUCUGCUUAGCUAAAUGUUAUAAACCUAACCAGGUGCAUAAAUUGUGUGUCACCUUAUACAUUGUGUGGUUCUGGGCAGAAAGCCAUUUCUGCAUAGGUAUUAAUAGCAGCUGAGCUGCAUUUGGCUGUCAAUUAUGGCUGAGAAUUCCCAUGGAGCAAGAUGAUGAUGAUGGUUCAGCUGGAGCCACGUAAGAGCUCUCCACUGAAGCAAACCAUUGUCUGAGAGAUGAAUUGUCUGCCACGUCUACUGAUUGCAUUGCUGCGUCUCUGUAAGAACAAGGCAGGGCUGCAUUCUCAGAAGGAUUUCUUCCUUAGAACACUGAGCGUGAUCAGUCUUACGGCUGAAGCAAGUCUCCAAUCAGGUCCUCUUCAUUUGCUCUGUGCGUCUGUAUUCAAAGAGCUUCUCAGAGAAUUCCACACGUCCUCUUAGUCUGACUGGCUCCUGACCUGGAGUCAACUGGGCCAUUCCCCGUCAUACAGCAAUUCUAAAGGAAUGUGUUUCGGAUUCUUACUGGAAUUUCUACAAUAAUAAGGAAUCAUAAUUUGAAAAAAAAAAAAGAUGGUUGAUUAUUUUAUUUAAAUCUUACAUCCUAUUGGAUAUUAUGUGGUCUUUAUUGUAUAAAAAAAAAUGUCU